AUGGCGGACCAGAUCCCUCUGUAUCCGGUGCGCAGCGCAGCGGCGGCCGGCCACAAGCGCGCGGCCUACUACAGCGCCGCGGGGCCCGGGCCGGGGGCCGAUCGGCGCGGCAGGUACCAGCUGGAGGAUGAGUCUGCCCAUUUGGACGAGAUGCCACUAAUGAUGUCUGAAGAAGGCUUUGAGAAUGAUGAAAGUGAUUACCACACGCUGCCGCGAGCCAGGAUAGAGCGAAGGAAAAGUGGUCUGGAGUGGUUUGUCUGCGGUGGAUGGAAGUUCCUCUGUUCCAGUUGCUGUGAUUGGCUGAUAAAUAUUUGUCAUCGAAAGAAAGAACUAAAAGCUCGCACAGUAUGGCUUGGAUGUCCUGAGAAGAGUGAAGAAAAGCAUCCCAGGAAUUCAAUAAAAAAUCAAAAAUACAAUGUCUUUACCUUUAUACCUGGGGUUUUGUAUGAACAAUUCAAGUUUUUCUUGAAUCUCUAUUUUCUGGUAGUGUCCUGCUCACAGUUUGUACCAGCAUUGAAAAUAGGCUACCUCUACACCUACUGGGCUCCUCUGGGAUUUGUCUUGGCAGUUACUAUCACACGGGAAGCAAUUGAUGAAUUUCGGCGUUUUCAGCGAGAUAAAGAAGUAAAUUCACAACUAUAUAGCAAGCUUACAGUAAGAGGUAAAGUGCAAGUUAAGAGUUCAGACAUACAAGUUGGAGACCUCAUCAUAGUGGAAAAGAAUCAAAGAAUUCCAUCAGACAUGGUAUUUCUUAGAACUUCAGAGAAAGCAGGUUCAUGUUUCAUUCGAACGGACCAGCUGGAUGGCGAGACAGACUGGAAGCUGAAGGUGGCUGUGAGCUGCACUCAAAGGCUGCCGGCCUUGGGGGACCUUUUUUCUAUCAGGGCUUAUGUUUAUGCUCAGAAGCCCCAACUGGAUAUUCAUAGUUUUGAAGGAACCUUUACCAGGGAAGACAGUGACCCUCCCAUUCAUGAAAGUCUCAGCAUAGAAAACACGUUGUGGGCAAGCACCAUUGUUGCCUCAGGUACUGUAAUAGGUGUUGUCAUUUAUACUGGAAAAGAGACUCGAAGUGUAAUGAACACAUCCAAUCCAAAAAAUAAGAUUGGUUUGCUGGACCUCGAGCUCAAUCAGCUGACGAAGGCGCUAUUUCUGGCUUUGGUUGUUCUUUCUGUUGUUAUGGUAACCUUACAGGGAUUUGCAGGCCCUUGGUACCGUAAUCUUUUCCGGUUUCUUCUUCUUUUUUCCUACAUCAUUCCCAUCAGUUUACGUGUGAACUUGGAUAUGGGCAAAGCAGCCUAUGGAUGGAUGAUCAUGAAAGAUGAGAAUAUCCCUGGUACAGUCGUUCGGACCAGCACUAUACCAGAGGAACUGGGGCGCCUCGUGUACUUAUUGACAGAUAAAACAGGAACUCUCACCCAGAAUGAGAUGACAUUCAGGCGGCUCCAUCUGGGCACUGUCUCCUAUGGAGCUGACACAAUGGAUGAGAUCCAGACCCACGUCCUGAGCUCCUACGCACAGGUUCAUCCUCAAACCGGUGGAAACAACCCCAGUUCAACCCCACCGAGAAGAGCCCAGUCUUCAACUCCCAAAGUCAGGAAGAGUGUCAGCAGUCGAGUCCACGAGGCAGUGAAAGCCAUCGCCCUAUGCCACAACGUGACCCCCGUGUAUGAGUCCCAGGCUGGUGUCACUGGGGAGACUGAGUCUGCCGAGGCAGACCAAGACUUCAGUGACGAGAACCGCACCUACCAGGCGUCCAGCCCGGACGAGGUCGCACUGGUGCGGUGGACAGAAAGUGUCGGGCUCACUCUGGUCAGCAGGGACCUCACCUCCAUGCAGCUGAAGACGCCUGGCGGCCAGGUCCUGACCUACUGCAUCCUGCAGGUGUUCCCCUUCACCUCGGAGAGCAAGCGGAUGGGCAUCAUUGUCAGGGAUGAGUCCACAGCAGAAAUCACAUUCUACAUGAAGGGUGCUGACGUCGCUAUGUCCUCCAUCGUCCAGUACAAUGACUGGCUGGAAGAGGAGUGUGGAAACAUGGCUCGGGAAGGGCUGCGAACACUUGUGGUGGCAAAGAAGGCAUUGACGGAAGAACAGUACCAGGACUUUGAGAGCCGAUACAGUCAAGCCAAGCUGAGCAUCCAUGACCGAGUACUGAAGGUGGCCGCAGUGGUAGAGAGCCUGGAGAGAGAGUUGGAGCUGCUGUGCCUCACCGGCGUAGAGGACCAGCUGCAGGCUGACGUGCGGCCCACGCUGGAGAUGCUGCGCAACGCUGGAAUCAAGAUAUGGAUGCUAACAGGUGAUAAACUGGAGACGGCUACUUGCAUUGCCAAAAGUUCACAUUUGGUGUCUAGAACACAAGAUAUUCAUAUUUUUAGACCUGUGACCAGUCGAGGAGAGGCCCAUUUGGAGCUGAAUGCAUUUAGAAGGAAGCACGAUUGUGCACUGGUCAUAUCAGGGGACUCCCUGGAGGUCUGUCUGAAGUACUAUGAGCACGAGCUCGUGGAGCUGGCCUGCCAGUGCCCCGCCGUGGUGUGCUGCCGCUGCUCUCCAACCCAGAAGGCCCACAUGGUGACUCUGCUGCGGCAGCACACGGGGAGGCGCACCUGUGCCGUCGGUGAUGGAGGAAAUGAUGUGAGCAUGAUUCAGGCAGCAGAUUGUGGCAUUGGGAUUGAGGGAAAGGAGGGGAAGCAGGCCUCGCUGGCAGCGGACUUUUCCAUCACACAGUUCAGACACGUCGGCAGGCUGCUCAUGGUGCACGGGCGGAACAGCUACAAGAGGUCCGCAGCUCUCGGCCAGUUCGUCAUGCACAGGGGCCUCAUUAUCUCCACGAUGCAGGCCGUGUUCUCUUCAGUCUUCUACUUUGCGUCUGUCCCCCUGUACCAGGGAUUCCUCAUGGUGGGGUAUGCAACUAUCUACACCAUGUUUCCAGUGUUCUCCUUGGUGUUGGACCAAGAUGUAAAGCCAGAAAUGGCGAUUCUUUACCCAGAGCUGUACAAAGACCUCACCAAGGGGAGAUCCUUGUCCUUCAAGACCUUCCUCAUCUGGGUUCUGAUCAGCAUUUACCAAGGAGGUAUUCUCAUGUUCGGGGCCCUGGUGCUCUUCGAGGCUGAGUUUGUGCACGUGGUGGCCAUCUCCUUCACAGCACUGGUCUUGACUGAGCUGCUCAUGGUGGCUCUGACCAUCAGGACAUGGCACUGGCUGAUGGUUGUGGCCGAGUUCCUCAGUCUGGGCUGCUAUGUGGCCUCCCUCGCCUUUCUAAAUGAAUAUUUUGGUAUAGGCAGAGUAUCUUUUGGAGCUUUCUUAGAUGUUGCCUUCAUCACGACCGUGCCCUUCCUGUGGAAAGUGUCGGCCAUCACUGUGGUCAGCUGCCUUCCACUCUACGUCCUCAAGUACUUGAAGCGCAAGCUCUCUCCUCCCAGCUACUCCAAGCUGAGCUCCUGAGCGGUCGGCAGCUGCCAGAGGCCUCCAGGCACCGUAGGCCUCUCAGCUGGCUCCUGUGGGAGGUGGGAGGUAGGGGGCUGGGGCCUGCCCUUUCCUCUUUGAUGUCCACUGAGGCAGCACGGGGCUUCCACUGGAAAGGAGUCUUGUUCCUUCCCUGCUACUGUAAAGGAUUUGCCCUUCUGAGAGCUGGCAGUGGUUUCUGCAGCUCCCCAGCACUCGGGUUCUUCUUUGAUGUGGAAUGUGAAAGCCACUCCCCUGCACAAUAAAGUCUGCACACUGGGGAAGCUUGUCUGCCCUGCAGCCACCCUUGCCAUCGCCCACGGCCAUGAUGAGCCUCCAGACUCCUGCAGGGCUCUCUGCUGGGCACUCACGUGGUUGUAUGUUCUUGCAUAGAGUGUGCUCCUCCCAGAAAAACCCAGGUGACAGAUGGUGUGACAUCUCUGAUUGCAGUUACAUUGCCACUGGGAAUGGAGCCAUUUGUCAAAGGCAUUGCUGCUCCAUAGUGUGUCCAUACUCCAUGUCCUCUCAUGUCUGCAAAAAUCACACUCAGAAAGAGGUUUUGCUGUGUAGCAGGUGUCCCUGGGGGACUUGUGAUACACACACAUGUGCUGGCGCUAGGGUGGAAGAGCCCCCCAGCCCAGGCUUCAGGAGGUGUCCACAUGUCCACCAGCAGCUCCCUGGAGUGCCAUGGCCCUGCUGCUGGUGUUCAGGUAGAAGAGCCUGUGGGCCAGGGCUUGGUCCUCGCAACUGCCCCAGCUCUGUGCCCUUCUCAGGGUGUUUCAUGAGCCCUCCAGGGAGCUUGCUGGCGAGCACCUGGCCUCUUACAGGAAGGAGUCGAUGGUUUUCUAGAACAGUCUGCAGUCCUCUGCACCAGGUGUCUUAUGCACCACACUGUUCUUCACCUUGAGCACCCACUGAAUGUAACCCCACCAUCCUUGUGCAAUGCCCACCCAUUGAGGGCAGCACCGUGGGGGUGGCCCCCAACAAGCCCUGUGUCUGUGGUGCCACCUCCUCCUAGGCUUAUGUCAGUGCUGCUUUUCAAAGGAGAGGCUCAGUGCCACAAUAAAGUGUAUUCCUUCCCAUAUAUCGUCACAUGUGCCUUUUGGAUCACAUGCCUGUGGCAGGUUAUCUUUGGAUGCCUGAGCAUUCAGAAUUCCCAGGUGGACCUGGGACCAGAGAAUGCUGUUUCUCAAAUCCCCCACAAGGUGUCACUGUUUUGCCAGUUUCUCCAGCAGCGUCCGGUCUGGGGCUGCCAGGCUGGAGGAGUGUGCUGAGCUGCAGGAGCCUGCAGACACCCACCGUCUUGGUGGAUUGGGAGUUCAUGCCCCUGCCCUUUCUUUCACACAAUUUGAGUUAAGGGCAUUGGGUUCACAGGAAUGCCGCGGCCUGUGUGCUGACGUGGCAUCACUCAUGGAUCUGGGUACAGAAUACCAAGUUCAGAUUAGACAUUUCUUGCCUCUGCUGUUUUUAAAAUAAAACAAACACCCACGUGGGAGGUUGACUAA
Molecule: messenger RNA, 4943 nt
Organism: Marmota flaviventris (yellow-bellied marmot)
Lineage: Eukaryota; Metazoa; Chordata; Mammalia; Rodentia; Sciuridae
Gene: Atp9b
Product: ATPase phospholipid transporting 9B (putative)
Biological process (GO): retrograde vesicle-mediated transport, Golgi to endoplasmic reticulum; endocytosis; phospholipid translocation
Cellular component (GO): trans-Golgi network; plasma membrane; endosome
Molecular function (GO): ATP hydrolysis activity; ATP binding; ATPase-coupled intramembrane lipid carrier activity
Source: RefSeq, a predicted model, not a curated record